AUGCGUCUGCGCUCGUCCAAGAACACCUCCCCCCUGAAGUGCCUCCCGACGCCGAGGCGGGCUCCUCGCAAGAAGAAGCCCAAGCCUGCGGCGUUGGGAGGCACUUCAACUCCCCCCCCAACACCGCCACCACAAUCACCAGCAGCAGCAGCAGCAGCAGCACCCCCACCACCCCCACCACCGAAAACGCCCUCGCCUUCCCCCCAGAAGGCGCCUUCGUCCGGGACGCCCUCCAGCUCCUGGACGGGGCGCCUCUGGGGACUCCUUAGCUCCGUCUCGCCCAUUGCUCGAAAGCGACCCGCCGAGGAAGUGGCGCCCUCGGCGGGCGCAAAGCGAAGAAGACUCUCGCCGCCCCCUGCCCCGCCUGCCGAGGAAUUAACGCCCUCGGCAGGGCAGAACCGAUGGCAUCUCCCCCCUCCCCCAGCCGCCUCGCCGUCUCCUUCCCCCUCUCCGAGGAAGCGACGGCUGGAGGUGACUGAAGAAACUGAAGAAAUCUCCCCAAAGCGGAGACAUCUUCAGUCACCUCCAGCCGAAGCUCCCUCUGAGGCAGCCUCGGCGCCAAUUUUCGUCCAGCCCAACAAGCAUUCAAAAGGCACAUAUCACUGCGAUUUCUCGUCUUCCGACGAAGAAGACGAGGAAGACGAGACGGAGCAGGCACCCCUCUACGAGAAUGAGAGGGAAGAGUCACCACGACCAAUUGUGACGAAGUAUUCAAAGGGAACCUACCAUUGCGAUUGGUCCGAUUCCGGGUCAGACUUGUCGGAUGAAGAAGAAACAACACCGGUCGCGGUUCGGGAAGCAGUGAAUAAGGCUCGGCUCCGAGCAGAGCGCUUCAAACCAAAGGUCCCAAGUGGCCUCAGAACUUUGACUCGCUACUCAACAUCAACCGUCGCAUCAGACAUCUCUCCAGAUAGGAAGGAGCCGCCACAAAUAUCAAAUGUCGCGCUAGGCAUCUCUCCCAAUAAGGAGCCACCACAAACACCAUCUUUCGCGUUCGACAUCUCUCCCACUAAGAAUCAACCACAACCCACAUUACCUGUCGCGUUCGACAUCUCUCCCACUAAGAAUCAACCACAACCCACAUUACCUGUCGCGUUCGACAUCUCUCCCACUAAGAAUCAACCACUACAAACACCAUCCGUCUUAUUAGACAUCUCGCCCAAUCGCAAAGAGCCAUCGCCACUGCCGACGCCAAUACUUGACCCGAGUGCUCCUUUUGAAAUUCCUGAUCCAAAUUGGAUGGCGCAUAGGUUCGGAGCAGACGUGGUUGACUAUAUUAUGGAUAACUGGGACGCGAUCGGUAUGCCUCAAUUAUGCGAACAAGAGCGAGCUUACCUUGUUCUGCCUGAAUAG
Messenger RNA from Xylona heveae TC161, 1353 nucleotides. RefSeq lists its product as hypothetical. The record is from RefSeq and is a predicted model, not a curated record. The transcript is spliced from 4 exons. The coding region runs from base 1 to 1353 and encodes 450 amino acids. NCBI's taxonomy places the organism in Eukaryota, Fungi, Ascomycota, Xylonomycetes, Xylonales, Xylonaceae.